UGUUGUUGUGCGUGUGUGAUUAGAAAAAAAAAUGAUAUAUAUAUAUAUAUUAAAUAGUGAGAUAAAUAAAUAGUGAAGCAUUAGAUUAGUUAGUUAGUUUAAAAUUUAAAAUUUAAAUUUAAAUCAGCAUAAUUUUAUCUGAUUAGUUAGAUAUUUAUUUUUAAAUUUAAACCUAUUAUACGAUAUGUUAUAUACGUAUAUACUCUAUAACCCUAGCAGCCAGAUAGUAUCGUAUUCCCUUAUUCUCACCAUCUCUCAAUUUCUUUUUUUAUUCUCUCUAUUGAACCAAAUCAAUUGUUUUAAUCUUAAGAGCUUCGGGGUUAGCAAUCAACCGAUCAUCGUUCCGUGUCUUCGAAAUCUUCAGGGCCUAGAAGGUAUCGUAAGAGUUAAUUACAGCGGAGUUGAGAACAAGUUAAGGGAUUUGAUGGAAAACGGUGAACCCAGAAGAUCAACCCGCUUGAAUGAAAGAGCGGCUGUAAGAGACCGAGCUAGAGGUCGAGGGCGAGGAUGUGCUCGCGGUCGAGGCAGGGGAAACCAGCAUGUCCCUGCCGAGGCGGUGAUCCAGGAGAAUCAAAAUGCCCCUGUAAAUGGACAGCAACCAGGUCAAGGUGGGGGUAACCACGAAGUCCCUGCUGGGGUAGUUGGUCAAGAACACCAAAAUGCCCCUGUAGUGGUGCCACCACAACAAGAAGAUUUGGCGCAAGAAGUUGCUCGUCUCAAGGAAGAAAUUAGGAAGCGAGAUGAAGAGGCUCUCAACCGUCAGGAACAACCCAAUCAAGGACAACAUCAAUUUUUGCCGGUGCAAUACAUGCCUGUGCCGGAGGGUCGAUGGGAACCAAUAUAUGAAAGGUUCCGCAAGCAACACCCACCAAAUUUUGAAGGGGGCUCAGAUCCAAUGGAAGCUGAGGAAUGGUUAAGAACAGUGGAAGGUAUUGUUGAGUACAUGCGGCUCGGUAACGGAGAUAGUGUAGCUUGUGCUGCUAGUUUAUUGAAAAAGGAUGCCCGCAUCUGGUGGGAUGUUAUUAAACAAACACGGGAUGUGGCCGCAAUGACCUGGGCUGACUUUGUACAAGUUUUUAACAAAAAAUACUACAGUGAAGCAAUACGCUCAGCUAGAGUUAAUGAGUUCACAAACUUGAGGCAGGGUAAGUCUACAGUUACAGAGUAUGCUCGCCAAUUUGACAGAUUAGCAAAGUUUGCCACAGAUCUGGUUCCUACUGAGUUUCUGAGGAUUCAUCGUUUUACUGAAGGGCUCGACUCCCGAAUAAGUCGGGACAUAGCGAUGUCAGGAGUAAGGGCAACCACGUAUGCUGAGGUACUAGAAAAAGCCCUAGAAGCUGAGUUGUGUGAAAGUCGUAUACAGAAAGACAAUACAGCAAGGUGGGAGGCCAGAAAGGCCAGUAAUGGAGGUGGUGAUAACAAAAGAAAACUGCCAACUAACCAACACAACGAAGCCGACAAGAGAAACAAGAUAGGGUCCAAUAACUACAAAGGGAAGAAGCCAUAUGUGGAGUACCCGCUAUGCCCAACAUGUGGUCGUAAGCAUCCGGGAGAAUGUCGACUGAAAGGCAAGACUUGUUACAAGUGUGGGCAACCAGGCCACUAUAAGAAGGACUGUCCACAAAAAGGUGAUCAACUCAAGGAUGACAAACUUGUCCCAGCUCGAGUAUUUGCACUAACCAGAGGGGAGGCUGAGACUAGUAACACUGUGGUUGCAGGUCAGAUUUCUAUCUCUGAAAAACUAUGUACUGUUUUAUUUGAUUCUGGAGCUACGCACUCAUUUAUUGCUUUAAAGAUGAUAGAUAAGUUAGAACUACCGUAUGUAAACUUUAGUUAUAAGUUCAUGACGGAGUUGCCCUCGGGCGAGGUUAUGAUAUCAUCUAGAGGAGUGCGGGAUGCGCCAAUAAGGAUUGCAGACAAGGAACUUAGUGGAGAUCUGAUAGAGCUGGAGAUGAGGGAUUACGAUCUUAUCUUGGGUAUGGAUUGGCUAUCACGACAUGGAGCAACAAUAGACUGCCGAAAGAGGACAGUGACUUUCACCCCUGAAUCUGGAGAGGCAUUCAUAUUUGAAGGAAUCAAAGUCAAGUCAAGCUUACCGCUAGUUACAGCCCUAAAGGCACAAAAGAUGAUACGUGCGGGAUGUCAAGCAUACUUGGCCAGCAUAGUAGACAAGUCCAGAGAAACCACCCUCAAGCCAGAGAAUGUCCACAUAGUAUGUGAAUUCCAAGAAGUUUUUCCGGAAGACCUACCAGGGCUACCCCCAGAUAGAGAGAUAGAAUUUGUGAUUGAGUUAGCGCUAGGCACAACACCAAUCUCGAGGGCUCCAUACCGCAUGGCUCCCAAUGAAUUGAAGGAAUUGAAGGCUCAACUACAAGAUCUUUUAGACAAGGGAUUCAUUAGACCAAGUUACUCACCUUGGGGUGCGCCAGUGUUGUUCGUCAAGAAGAAGGACGGUAGUAUGCGGAUGUGUAUAGACUAUCGAGAGCUGAACAAAGUGACUAUAAAGAACAAGUAUCCCUUGCCUCGCAUCGAUGAUUUGUUUGAUCAGUUACAAGGGGCGAUCGUCUUUUCAAAGAUCGACUUGAGAUCUGGGUACCACCAAUUGAAAGUCCGAGAGGAAGAUAUAGCAAAGACGGCAUUUCGAACACGGUAUGGGCAUUAUGAAUUUCUAGUGAUGUCAUUUGGGUUAACCAAUGCCCCAGCAGCCUUCAUGGAUUUAAUGAAUAGAGUAUUCAAGGAAUAUCUUGACAAGUUUGUGGUGGUAUUCAUUGAUGACAUACUCAUUUAUUCAAGGACAAUGGAAGAGCAUGAGGAGCACUUAAGGCUAACUCUAAGUAGACUCAAAGAGCACCAAUUGUACGCCAAAUUCAAAAAGUGUGAGUUCUGGUUGGAGAAAGUGGCGUUUCUAGGCCAUAUAGUGUCCAAAGAUGGGGUAGAGGUGGACCCUGCGAAAAUUGAAGCAGUGAAGAGCUGGCCAAAACCAAAAACCGCAAGUGAGGUUCGGAGUUUUCUCGGACUAGCUGGAUAUUAUAGGAGAUUCGUUGAAGGGUUCUCAAAAAUAGCCACACCAUUGACGAAUUUGACUCGAAAGCAACAAAAAUUUGCAUGGACAGAUAAAUGUGAGGAAAGCUUUCAGACAUUGAAAGAUAAACUCAUAACAGCACCCGUCCUGUGUGUUCCAACUAACAAAGACAAAUUUGUAGUAUAUUGCGACGCAUCAAAGCAAGGGCUCUACCGUGUGUUGAUGCAGAAUGAGAAGGUGGUAGCCUAUGCCUCUAGGCAGCUAAAGGAGUAUGAGACAAGGUACCCAACUCAUGACUUAGAGUUGGCAAAGCGGGGUCUUUGCAUUGAAAAUGCGGAGGCACUACCUCUAUGGAGAGAAGUGUGA
Molecule: messenger RNA, 3388 nt
Organism: Cannabis sativa
Lineage: Eukaryota; Viridiplantae; Streptophyta; Magnoliopsida; Rosales; Cannabaceae
Exons: 3
Coding region: 185-3388 (1067 amino acids)
Biological process (GO): proteolysis
Molecular function (GO): aspartic-type endopeptidase activity; zinc ion binding; nucleic acid binding
Source: RefSeq, a predicted model, not a curated record